AUGGUCGAAUCUUUGGUCAAAAGCUUUGCUCUUGGAACAUCAGCCACAGUAGCUGCUGUAGCUUUUCUCGGCUAUGCAAUCUAUCAAAAUCGAAGAGUCUGCCAUCUCCGCGCGGCCCUGGCACUGAAAAAAUACCGCGAUGCGCAUUUAAAAAAACCUUUCGAAAUCGAAACGCUCUUUUUCCCAGAUAAAAGAAUUAUUUGCUGGAACUUAUUAUUUUCGAAGUGCAGAGACGAUAGCUGCUCAUACUGCCACGAUCGAGAUGCGCCAUUGGCUCGGCUCGUACGAACUAUUCAAAAUGCCAAGAGAACCAUUGACCUGGCUCUUUUUGAAAUAACUUCAGAAGAACUUACACAAGCGAUUUUGGACAAAUUGAAAGAAGGAGUCAGAGUUCGACUGAUAAUUGACAGCGAGUACAUGAUGACGACUGGUUCAAAGCUUGGAAAGAUCACCUCUGCAGGAUGCGAGUUCAUCCACGACCACACGCACGGGCUGUUUCAUCACAAGUUCGCGAUCAUAGACUCGCAACUUGUGAUCUCUGGCUCAAUGAACUGGACUCGCCAGGCGGCUAUCGGAAACUAUGAAAAUGUUUUAUUGAUCAAAGACAAAAAUACAGCGAGCGAGUUUGAGACUGAAUACGAAAAGAUGUGGAAAGAGAUUACACAGAGGCUUAAAUCAGCAACUGAAAAGCUGCCAGACCAAGCCGGAGAUUGCAAGCUUGAUCCUUUAUCAGCCGGUAUUCUGAGCGAAAUCGAGCAAGUAAAGCAAGCUUACACGAGAGAAAAGUGGAAUAAGCUCUCGACAAAGCAACAAGAAGACAUUAUCGACGGACAUUUUGUUCCCGAAAAUGUUAGACGAAUGUAUCGAAAGAACAGUAGAGCUCGUUCUCCCCCAACAGAGGGAAUUUAUCCUCAGCGACAGAUAACCACCGGCCAGGGCUUUUACGGGAAGAAAAAUAAUAUCCAAGACGGGUUUUCAGCUCCUUUUCAUUGGGAAACUCAAAGUCAAAUCAAUGAAUUUUACAUUUUGGACGAUGAUCAACAAACUAGCGCAAAACCAUCACUUAUCAAAUCAGCCAAGGACAACUCCGACUUCAUGGGGAAAAUCAAUGCGCAGCUAGAAACAGCAGCUUCCACCAAGGGGUUCGUCCAAGAAACGAAAAGUGCAACGAGCACUCCCUCGUCUUCCAGGCCGAAGAAACUCGCCCCUCCUCCUCCUUCCCGUGAAACUCCUCCGUCUUCAGCUAAAAGUUCUAACAAGCCCUCUACAACUUCACCUCCUCGUCGAGCAAAGCCUCCACCACCACCUCGAGCACCUUCAACGCGUCGAAUCAGCGACGUUUCUGAAAUUUCAUCCUCUUUGACGCCUUCCACGCCGACUCCACCUCCAUCCCGACUUGACUUCAACAACAACGUCCCGACGAUCAAGGAUAAGCCUAAAGCGCCCCUACCUGAAGUGAAAGAAAUCACGAGGCAACAAAAAGAAGAGAGCCCUAGCAGUAUUCCGAAGCAGGAAGAUUCUGAGCCCGAGAGUCAGAACUUCUCGGAUACGGAAGAGUUAAUCAAGACGAAGAAAGAAGAGUACAACUUUUUGCUCAAUUGGUGA
Messenger RNA from Oikopleura dioica, 1605 nucleotides. NCBI's taxonomy places the organism in Eukaryota, Metazoa, Chordata, Appendicularia, Copelata, Oikopleuridae. The record is from the annotation of a GenBank genome assembly.